This is a messenger RNA of Salvia splendens (bonfire salvia), 682 nucleotides long. Its product is annotated as protein FAR1-RELATED SEQUENCE 5-like. The transcript is spliced from 3 exons. The coding region runs from base 37 to 681 and encodes 214 amino acids. The record is from RefSeq and is a predicted model, not a curated record. NCBI's taxonomy places the organism in Eukaryota, Viridiplantae, Streptophyta, Magnoliopsida, Lamiales, Lamiaceae.
AGAAAUUGCGGAGUUGAGAUAAGCAGCAGCUUCAGCAUGGAUGUAGAUGCAGCACUUGAUGGUGGUAAUGGGUUGAUGGAAGCAUCGGUACAAGGGGACGUAACGUCACGUGAAGCUGAGAGAAAUGCAGAACCUUAUGUUGGUAUGGUGUUUGAAACAGAAGCUGCUGCUAGAGCAUACUACAAUGAAUAUGCUGGCCGAGCAGGAUUUUUGACCCGCAUUAUAUCGUCCAGUAAAUCAGAGGGGGAUGGCUCAUUUGUAUCAUGUGGGUUUGGUUGUAGAAGCAUUCCUACUAGCCAAAAGACAGGUAAUGUGUCAAAUGAAGGUGGACAAAAACGAAGGGGUGGUUGUACUGCAACACUCUUAGUAAAACAAGAUAAUGGAGGGAGGUGGGUUGUCAAGAAAUUCGUGCGAGACCACAACCAUCCUUUGGUAGUUUCACUUCCCAGGAGAUGCCCUACUUUUGAUGAGAAAGACAAAAGGAUUCAGGAGUUAACUGCUGAAAUAAGGGUAAAGAAACGUCUGAGUGCAGCAUAUAGGGAGCAGCUACUUAUUCUCAUGAAAGAUGUUGAAAGUCAUACUGAUCAUAUAACAUCAAAAGUUCAAAUGACCCGCAAUAAUCUGAAAGAACUCGAAGAGAGAAGGCAGCAGCUUUCAAACCACAAAAAACCAAGUUUGUAGG